This is a messenger RNA of Lactuca sativa (garden lettuce), 982 nucleotides long. RefSeq lists its product as uncharacterized. The record is from RefSeq and is a predicted model, not a curated record. NCBI's taxonomy places the organism in Eukaryota, Viridiplantae, Streptophyta, Magnoliopsida, Asterales, Asteraceae.
UGACUAGCCCAGGUCCCAUGUCCCAGCUUUCCAAAUCUCUUGAUCGGGGUGGGUUUUUUCCGACGAUUAAAUACUAGUUGUCCGGCAAAUACACCGGAAACCCACCGGCGAAAUGCCAGGACCAGGUCCACACAUGAUGUAUGCUCUGGCUACAGGCCUGGCUCUCAUGAGCGUCUCUAAUGGCAGAUUCAGCCCUCAUCACUGCAUCGUAUACGCACUCAACGCCUUUUUCGGCCCUGACAUCGGGUCGUUCGCCGAGUGGCUGACGUCCACCGUUGGCUUGGGUGGUGUAUUCGGAUCCUCCGUCGAAACUUACAUUCACGAUCCCUUCUUUUACGUUUUGAUCCUCGGAGUUCCUCUUUCGUUACUCUACGCUCGUGCUUCACGAUUUUUCAUCUCCAAGGGUUAUCUCGAUUCCAUCUCAGGGAUCCCCCUUACCUUGAACCAAUGUUUCUUGCUCAUAUCAGCUGGUUCUUUAUCCCACUUCUUCUUAGAUCACCUGUUUGAGGAAAAUGGGCAUUCAACCAUGUACACUUGGAUACUGAGUACUGGUUGGUGGAAAGGCCGUGCUCCUGUUAAUCCAGAUGCUGUUGUUGUAAUUGGAUUUCUCUGCACCUGCUUAAUAAUCGGCUUCAUUCGAAUCAACAGGAUAAAGGCUGAAAAAUCUAUCAGAAAACAAUUGAUUAACUCUGGUAAGCUUCUCAUAGCGAUUGCUAGUGUCUACUGCUUAUGGUGUGCGAGCCAAAUAUACAUGGUGAAUCCUCCAAGACCAGCAGUUGGUGAAGAAGCAGAUCUUGGAGUGAUUUUGUUUCUAGCUGUUUACUUCUUCCUUCCACAUAGCUUAUGCAUCAUGUCAAUGAACCAGGCUGAACGACUCCCUCUUUAGCAAUGCCCUUCAUUCAUUGUAAUAUUCUCAACAUGAAUUUUUGAAACAUUCAUGAGUAUUUUUUGGUGGUCUUGUAGAGAAAUUGUGUUAUUAUUA